AUGGUCAAAGAUAUAGAGCCAUACAUCUCGAAUAGAGCUCUUGGGUUUGUAUUGAAAUUGGAAAACAAUUGUCCUAUAAGAGAACAACUAAGAUCAUUUUUUGAGAAGUUAAAGGAUCUCUUGAAGUUGGAAUCGUCUGUUACGCCGCUGAUCGAGAACAAUGAAUCCGAUGCAUUCAAAUUUGAUCUAAAAUCAAAAUCCGAAAAUCUCUUGCAAACGAUGUUUAUGAUUGGGAGAGGACUGUUGAGUUCAAGUGUAAGAAAGGAGAUAUUUGAAGUGAUGAAAUCCCUCACUGAAUUACAUGCUGCAAUUGGUAGAGUUAUUAUAGAGAAACAUAUAAAAGGUGACGAUGAAUCAAUGUCUCUUUCGGUGGAACAAAAGAAUGCGGUAGAAAACUCGAUAACUGAAUGGGAACAAACGAUUACCCGAAUCGUGAAGAUUGUUGUAGAAGUUAAAUCAAAAGGUUCAACUGAGCAUACAGUGCAAGAAAGCAAUACUUCUGAACACAACAAUGUUUCAAUGGAUAGUAACAUGGUGGAGACCAAUGGAGAAGAUUCAGAAUCCACUCAAGAAAAAGCAUAUGGCAUUAAAGGAAGUUAUGGAGGCGAUGUAUCAAUGGAGACUCAAGAAGGCAAUAAGGGAGAAUAUGUUAAAGAAGGUAAUCUUGUUUCUAAUAAUGACGAAACAAAAGACAUUAAAGGUGAAAAUGCAGACUCUAAUAUUGAGAACGAAAUAGAGGGACAAGGUAAAAAUUUGGGUGACUCGACCAAUUAUAAGAAUUUGGAAACUAAAGAAGAUGUCAAGUCUGAGGUAGAGGCUAAAAAUGAUGGAAGUUCCAUGACAGAAAAGUUGGAAGAAGCUAAAAAAAAUAAUGGAGGUUCAACAAUGGAUAUGAAUUUGGAGGACAAAGGAAGUGGGGAAGAGGCUAAAGAUAAUAAAAUGGUAAAUGCUACAACAAAUGAUGAAGAUCAAAAGAUUGAAGAGACUCAAGAAAACAAUGGAGAAUUAGAGAAGGAUAAGAACUUGGAAAACAACAUAGGUAAUAAAAUUCUAAAGGGAAAUGGAUCAACAGAGAAAAACACAACUAAUAAAAUUUCUAUGGAAGAAAAGCGAGAAGAGACUCAAAGAAGUCAUGAAAUCUAUGGAAAAAAGCGAGAAGAGACUCAAAGAAGUCAUGAAAUUUAUAUGAACAAAGAAACAACCAAAGAUAAAAAUAGAGAUUUGAACAAAGAGAAGGGAACAAAUGUUCAAGGAGAAAGUAUUGGAGACUUGUCAAAGGGUACAAUUUCGAAUGACAAUAAAAAUGUUAAAUCAGAGGUAAAUUCUAAUGGUACAUAUGAGAAGUAUCAAGAGGCUCAAGGAAAUGAUGGAGUUUCAACAAAAGAUAAAAACCUAGGAGCUGAUGGGGAGAAAAAAUAUGAUAAAUCGGUAGAGGUUAUGAAAAAUGGAGACUAUACAAAAAAACAAAGGGGAGAGAAUCAAGAAAACAAUGGAGGAUCAAUGAAAAACGAGAACUUAGAAAACAAAGAAGAUAAGAAAGAAUCAAUAGACGAUCAAUCAAUAGAGGCAAAGACAAAUAAUGAAACAUCUAAGGAAGAAAAAGGUGAACAUACGCAAGGAGGUCAUGAUAUUUCCAUGAAUGGUAAGAUAAUGGAGAACAAAAGUGGAAAUGCAUAUUCUAACAAGGAGAAGGAAGUACAUGUUGGAGACUCAACUAAUGGCAACAAAAUGGAGAGUAAAGAUGACGCUAAGUUGGAGGUUGAGUUAAAAAAAAAUGAUGGAGGUUCGAGGAAGGAGAAGGGAGAAGAGGGACAAGGGAAAAACGAAGGUUCACUGGAAAAUAAGAACUUAAAGACCCAUGUAAGUCAAACUGAAUUAAAGGAUGAUAAGUCUGUUGCAGAUAAGGAAAAUUUGAGAAGUUCUAUGAAAGAAAAUCAAGAAGAAGCGGAAAGAAAUGAGAGAGAUAAGAAAGAAGCUAACGAUGAUAAGUCAGUAGAAAUUAAGGGAAAGAAAAAGGAGUCAAUAAAGACUAAUGAAAAUAAGACAAAUCAUAGAAAAGAUUUUGUUCACGGAAACAAGAAAGAGUCCAAGAUGGUAGAAACCGGAGAAAAGAAAGAAUCUAAUGAAGCAAAUUUAGUGGAAGCUAAGGAAAAUAAAGAAAUUUCUAUGGAAGAAAACCGAGAAAAGAGUCAAGGAAGUAGUAGUGGAGGCCUUAGUAAAGAAGAUAACAAAGAAGAAAAGAAAGAGUCAAAGAACUAUCAAUCAGGCAAAAAAAAUGCAAAUAAAGAAAAACAAGAAAGUGCUCAAGAAAAUACUAGAGUGCAUACAAAGAUAGAUAAUAAAAAAGAUAGUAAAGAUUUAAAGGAUAAUAAAUCAGUGGAGGCAAAAGCAAAUAAAGAAAUUUUCGUGAAGAAAAAACAAGAGCAAGCUCAAAGAAAUGACAUAGGUUCAACAAAAGUAAAGGGUAUCAGUUCUGAAGAUGCAAGGUUAAAAAAGAAUACAAAAGAAGAUAAAGGUUCUAGUAAUGACAUAGAUAUAAAUGUUAAAAAAAGAAGUAGAGAGUCAACGCAACACAAGAAAGAAAAACAAGGAGGAUUUCAGUCAAAUGCAGAAUACUCGAUGAAAGAAAAGGAAGACAAGGAAGAAUCUAAGGAUUUAGAGUCAAGAGAAACAGAAAAACAAGAGAAUAAUCAUGGGCAAGAAAAGAAAGUUGGGGUUCAAGUUAGUACCAAAAAUUCUAAAAAGAAUAAAAAGAAGACGAAAGAAGAUGACAAAGUGUCUAAACAUGGUAAAUCAGAAAAUUAUGAGAAAAAAAUGGAAGCAACAACUCAAAAAGAUAAUAAGAAAGCUAAGAACGAAAUGCAAGCAGAUGAUCAAGUAAAGAGUGAAGAAUCUUUGGAAUAUAAGAAAGGAAAGAGUAAAAAAGAUAAUGAAGACAAAGUGGGUAAAGAAAAAAAUGAACAUUUUGAAAAGAAAUCUGGAAAGAUCAUCGAAGAUAAGAAGACAUUAGACAAAAAGAUAGAAGAUACAAAAUCAAAGAAAAAGCAAGAAGAUAGUAAAGCUUCCUCGAUGAAAAAACAUGAAGGGGUUCAAGAAGCCAAUGUGGAAUCAAAUAUUAGUGAGAAGAAAUAUCAAAAUGAGUCUAGUGAUGAUACGUCUAAAGUAAAUGAUGAAGCCUUAAUGAAGCAAAAACAAAUUGAUGAGGGUCACACAAAUAUUGAAAAAUCGAAGGGGAAAACUAAAGAAACUAACAGAGAUUUAGUAAAUGGUACAAGUAUAAAGGUUAGAGGAGAAAACAAAGAGUCCAGAGAUGGUAAAACAAUUGAAUCUAAUCAAAGUAAGAACAAUGAUGGUAAGAAAGUUGAAAUCAAAGGAGGUAAAGAAAGUCCUCUAAAAGAAGGCUCCAAAGACAUCAUUAGAGGUAAGGAAGAAAAUUCCAAAGUUGAUAAGAAGAAUGAACAUAACAAAACUAAAAGAGAUUUUAAUGAAAGAGGUUCUAAAGAUGGUAAUACAACUGAAUUCAAUGAAGGUAAAGAAGAUUCCAUGAAUAAAGAUUCUGAAAAUGGAAAGUUAGUUGAGACAAGUGGAGACAAGAAUCACAAAGAAGAAGGUUCUAUAGAUGAUAAGACAACGAACAUCAAUGGAAAGAAAAAAGAUAACAUAGUUGAAAUAAGUAGAGAUACAAAUUCCACAUACGAAAGUUCUAAAGGUGGUAGUACAGUGGAAACCAAUGGAGGUAAAUAUGUUUCAAUGGAAAAUUUUUUUAAAGCUAAUCAUACAGAUGAUGAAGGUCAAAAAGACUAUAAGACAAAUGAAACUAAUGGAGGUAAAGAAGUAACUAUGGAAGAAGGUUCUAAAGAUGAAAAAAAAUUUAAAGCAAAUGGAGGUAAAGAAGAUUCAAUGGAGGAAAAAUCUAAGGAUGGUAUGACAACAAAUUUAAAUGGAGGUACAAAUUCGACGGAAAAUACAUCUAAAGAUAGUAAGAUAGUUGAUACCAAUGAUGUUAAAGAAGAUUCUGAAAAUGGUAACAUAAAUGAAGCCAAUGAUAAUAACAUAGCUGGAACAAGUGGAGAGAAAAAAAAUUCCAUAAAAGAAAAUUCUGAAGAUGCUAAGAGAGCUGAAACCAAUGGAGGUAAAAAUGUUUCAGUAGAAGAAAAUUCUAAAGAUGGUAAUAUAAAUGAAGUGCAUAAAGGUCAAGAAGACUCUACAAAUAAAGGUUUCAAAGAAAGUAAGUCAGAUGAAAUUACUGGAGGUAAACAAGUAACUAUGGAAGAAGGUUCUAAUGAUGAUAAAACAACUGAAAUAAUUGGAGGUAAAAACAAAUCAAUGGAGGAAAAAUCUAAGGAUAGUGAGACAGAAAGUUUAAAUGGAGCUACAAAUUCGACGGUAGAUGGUUCUGCAGAUGGUAAGAUAGUUGAAGCCAAUGGAGUGAAAGAAGAUUCUAAAAAUGGUAACAUAAAUGAAACAAGCGGUACAUCAAAGGAAUCUAAAGGAGAUAAAGUAGAUAUCAAUGGAGGUUCUAUAGAAAAUAAGACAAUUGAAGCUCAAGAAAGUAGUAAUGGAGAUUCAAUGAAUGGCGUAGAAGAGGAGAAUAAAGAAAAUAAUGAUGGAGGAAGCAAUACAAAGUUUAUGAAUAAUCAAACAAUAGAACAUGGCGUAAAUUCCACAACAAAACAAGAACUAAGGACAGAUAUCGAGACCAAUACUUCUAAAGAGGUUACAAAUUUCAUAUCAAACCUUGAGAAGAAAUCUCCAGGUACCCAAGAGUACCAAAGUUUCUUUCAGAAACUUAAAGAUUACAUGAAAUACUUGUGUCCAGUCUCUUCAACAUUAAAAGCAAAAGACUCAAGCUCUUACAUGUCUGAGAUGGUAAAUAUGGCCACAAAACUCUCAGAUGCUAUGGCUGUCUUGCAAGCCAAGAAAAGUGGGUCAGGACAGAUGAAAACAACACUACAAGGAUAUCAACAAGAAGUGAUGAAGACUCUAAACAUCUUGCAAUCAGUUAUGACCAAAGCCAUAUCUGAAAAACAAACUACGAGCGAUGAUUCGUUCACGCUUACACUAUCACAACAAGAAGCAAUCAAGGAGAUAGUGUUGAAAUGGGAACAAGUUAUGUCUCAAUUUGUGAAAGUUGCUACAGAGAGUGAGAAACAAUUUUCAGUCGAGAUUUCAACCGGAAAUGGCUAUCACAUGAAGAAGAGUUCUAACUCUAGUUCGAGCUCAAGUUCGAUUUCGAGUUCAACUUCAAGUUCAAAUUUGGAUUUCAAGGUCAACGGUGAAACUUUGAAGGGACUGGAUAUGGAUGGUUAG
Messenger RNA from Camelina sativa (false flax), 5310 nucleotides. The record is from RefSeq and is a predicted model, not a curated record. Lineage: Eukaryota; Viridiplantae; Streptophyta; Magnoliopsida; Brassicales; Brassicaceae.